UUGGCUAAAAAUAACUUCGAAUGUCAUGGUUUUGGAUUGGAUCAGAUAUGGCUACUCAAUCCCAUUUAACACGGAGGUAACACAAACACAUGUUCCGUUAAACACGCUUGAACAAAGUGAAGUGGCAGAUAUGAAAAUAGCUAUACAAAAGCUGUUAGAUUUAGGAGCCAUAUCUGAGUGCCAUAAAGUCAAAAACCAAUAUAUAUCUAAGGUUUUUCUUGCUCCAAAACCUAACGGAGGAAAGCGUUUUAUCUUAAAUUUAAAAGGCCUCAAUAAAUUUAUUGCUCCCUGUCAUUUUAAGAUGGAGGAUUAUCGCACGGCCUCAAAACUCAUUCCUCAAAAUGGUUUUUUAGCCACAAUAGACUUGACAGAAGCAUAUCUGCUCAUACCUAUAGGCAUGAAUGACAGGAAAUACUUGAGAUUUCAAUUCAAUAAUCAUAUAUAUGAAUUUAACUCAAUGCCAUAUGGGCUAUCCGUAGCCCCUAGAGUAUUCACAAAGAUAAUGAAACAAGUGAUAUCCAAUUUGAGAUCUCGAGGAUUCAAAUCUGUCAUUUAUUUAGACGAUAUUCUGUGCAUAGGAGAUACCUAUCAAGAGUGCCUUGAUAAUGUUAAGGAAACUUUAAAAUUAUUGCAAUGUCUAGGAUUUGUCAUCAAUUAUGACAAGAGUUCUUUACAUCCAGAUCAGACUUGUAAAUUUUUAGGCUUUGAAUUCAAUACCCAAAAUUUGACCAUUGCCUUACCCGAAAAUAAACGCAACAAAAUUGCACAAUUACUUGGCAAAUUCCUAAAACUCCCUAAAUGUACCAUUCGAGAGUACUCACAACUCAUCGGUGUGUUAGUUUCAGCCUGCCCAGCUGUGAAAUACGGUUGGGUUUAUACAAAAACAUUAGAAAGGCAAAAAUAUCUCGAGUUAUUAAAAAAUAACGAAAAUUUCGAAGCUAAAAUUAAACCCUCUAGAGCCAUAUUGGAAGAUCUUAACUGGUGGUUAAAUAAAGUCAGUACAUCUAAUAAUUGUAUGAGAUUCCCUAGCUUCCAACUCGAAAUUUACAGCGACGCAUCCAACUCAGGUUGGGGCGCGGUCUGUGGAAAAAACAAGGCUAACGGCACGUGGAAGUCCUCAGAAAGGGAUUCUCAUAUAAAUUAUUUAGAAUUGCUGGCUGUUUAUCUAGGAUUAAAAAGCUUUGCGAAAAAUAUGACUGAUUGUGCAAUUUUACUGCGGGUCGAUAACACGACCGCUAUAAGUUAUAUAAAUCGCAUGGGGGGUAUCCAGUUUCCACACCUGAACGACUUGGCUCGCACUAUUUGGCAAUGGUGCGAAGAGCGCAAUAUAUUAAUCUUCGCAUCAUACAUAAAUACAACAGAAAACAUUGCGGACCCAGAGUCAAGGAAAAUAGUUAACCCUGACACUGAAUGGGAACUUUCAAAUAGAGCGUUCGAAUCUAUAUUACACCGGUUUGGUAAACCUACCAUAGAUUUAUUUGCUUCUCGUUCGAAUGCAAAAUGCCAAAAUUUCGUUUCGUGGAAACCCGACCCAGAUGCGAUAGCGGUCGAUGCAUUCACAAUCAACUGGAGUGAAAAUUAUUUUUACGCCUUUCCCCCUUUUUCGUUAAUUUUAAAAUGCCUAAGAAAGAUCGUAGACGACCAAGCAAAAGGAAUCUUAGUGUUUCCUUAUUGGCCAUCGCAACCUUGGUUCCCCUUGUUGCAGAGCCUCAUCAGUUCGGAAAUAAUGUUUCUCAAUCCGAAUAAAAACUUGCUUCAUUCGCAUUACAGAGACUGCCACCCCCUGCACAGGGGACUCACUCUGGGGGUCGCAAAGCUCUGCACCAAGACAAAUUAUUGACAUUACCUAAUGGCCAUACGUACAUUACCUAAU
Leguminivora glycinivorella is the source of this 1873-nucleotide messenger RNA. RefSeq lists its product as uncharacterized. The record is from RefSeq and is a predicted model, not a curated record. The transcript has 2 exons. The coding region runs from base 26 to 1840 and encodes 604 amino acids. NCBI's taxonomy places the organism in Eukaryota, Metazoa, Arthropoda, Insecta, Lepidoptera, Tortricidae. Gene Ontology annotation, molecular function: site-specific DNA-methyltransferase (adenine-specific) activity; DNA binding.